Akanthomyces muscarius is the source of this 1170-nucleotide messenger RNA. RefSeq lists its product as uncharacterized. The record is from RefSeq and is a predicted model, not a curated record. The coding region runs from base 1 to 1170 and encodes 389 amino acids. The transcript has a single exon. Lineage: Eukaryota; Fungi; Ascomycota; Sordariomycetes; Hypocreales; Cordycipitaceae. Gene Ontology annotation, biological process: canonical NF-kappaB signal transduction.
AUGAACGACGGCAGAACGUCUCCCAAGAGACGUCACAUUCUUUCUUCCAUCAACCCAGAGGAACCAUCGCGGCCACCACCCCGGCGACGACCUACAGAGCGCGCUUCACGAUCCGCAACCCCGCCACCACGCUCACACCGAGAGAAGCGAGUCGCAGAUGACGAUGCAAAGAACCUCGGCGCUGGCGACACGACGCGGCCACGACGCAGCCGGCUAAGGCUCAAAGGCGAAAGGUCCGGCCGUAGCCAUCACAGCGACCGCGGUAGCCGGCGGCAUCGCUCACAAGAACGCCGUGACGACCAUGACGGAGAAGAAUCCUCACGGCGACGACGCACCCGAUCUCAUGAAUCUCUCGACAAUCAUAAUGACGAGAAGGAGUCCUCCUCUCGUCGACGCCGCCAUCGCCAUCGACGUCGACACCGCAGCCGCUCACCUACACCACCGAAUCCUCACGAGCCGGAGCCGCUUGAUCCAGAGGCGGCCUUUCGCGAGUCACUGUUCGACGCCAUGGCCGACGAUGAGGGCGCAGCGUACUGGGAGGGCGUCUACGGGCAGCCCGUCCACAUCUACGAUCAGGACAAGGUCGGCCCGCAGGGCGAGCUGGAGCGCAUGACGGAUGAGGAAUACGCAAUGCACGUGCGAAUGAAGAUGUGGGAAAGAACCCACGACGGUCUGGUCGAGGAGCGCGCACGCACCGAAGAGCGGCGGAAGAAGAUGGAGGAACAGGCCCGCCUCAACCAGAAGCUGCACGUGGAGAUGGAGCGCAGCCUGCGCCGCGGCGAGGCGCGGCGCGAGAAGAAGCGCUGGGCGCAGCGCUGGGACGACUACGCUACAGCGUGGGAGCACUGGGACGGCGCGGCGCGGACCAUGGCCUGGCCGUGGCGAGACGGCGUCGCCAAGCGCGGCGAGGGCUGGGGCAUCGUCGAGGACGGCGCCGAGGAGGCGGUGGACGAGAAGGAGGUCAGGGCGUUUUUCGUGAACGGGCUCGCGGCCGAGGAGAUUGGCGAGGCGGCGUUUGUGGCCAAGCUCAAGGACGAGCGCGUGCGGUGGCACCCCGAUAAGAUGCAGCAGCGCCUGGGCGGCACGGUGGACGGCAAGGUGAUGAAGGAUGUCACGGCGAUUUUUCAAAUCAUCGAUAGACUGUGGGCGGAUAUGCGAAAGACGGAGUAG